Alternaria postmessia is the source of this 1833-nucleotide messenger RNA. RefSeq lists its product as uncharacterized. The transcript has a single exon. The record is from RefSeq and is a predicted model, not a curated record. Gene Ontology annotation, molecular function: protein binding. The coding region runs from base 1 to 1833 and encodes 610 amino acids. Lineage: Eukaryota; Fungi; Ascomycota; Dothideomycetes; Pleosporales; Pleosporaceae.
AUGGCACAGCUCUACCAGGAUAUGAACAAGGCUGGGAGAUAUACGACAGCCAGGAAGCGCGCCAAACAUCUAGAGAAGGUCUUCCUUCGCGGAAAAGUAGACCAGGCUCUCAGAAAAUGGGAAGAGGAUCACAGAUUGGGACACGACGGUGUACGAAUGGACUACAACCCGGAGCAUCUGGAGAUUGGGGCUAAGCUCCAUGCACUUGCCAGGAACGUAGACUACAGUCGGAACAUUAUGGAUGAACUGUUCAGGCUGUAUCCGAAUUGGGACACCUCCAUCAUGAUGGCUGUUUUCCGAGCUCAUACGAGCUCAGAACUACAAGAGCACCAUGACAUGGCAAAGCAAAUCUAUGUCAGAAUGAAGGACCAGAGAGGCAACACCUGCUCGAUCAAGGACUACGACGCUUGGCUUGUGGGCUCCUUAGAAAUGCGAAGCUUGAGUCAUGCCAAGCAAGUGUUUAGGGACAUGGUUAAGGAUGGCUACCUGGCUACUAGCGGAGAUGCAGAACAAGUCAGCCAAGUGUUGAAGAGACUGCACAUGAUAUAUCGACUUGGAACCAAUAUCGAGUCCAUGACUAGUAUCGCUCUUGAUGCUAUAUCUGUGCUCCCUCGUGGUUAUCACGGCCAUUUGUUCGGUGACUGGCUGAAAUCUACCGUUGUCAAGAACACGCCACAGGCAGCCGCUCAAAUCUUGGAGAUGAUGCUCAAGCGAGGUUACAGACCAGAAACGUUCCACUACAACAUGUUUCUCAGAGCGUUGAUACGGACGAAAGAGGAGGCGAAUAUCCUGAAAGCGGAAAAUAUUGGUUGGCGCAUGGUCGAAGCCGCUUGCGAAGCUGGUCGACAUGACGUUACUCCAGAAACAAUACCAGCCAUCAUCGACAAAAAAAUCGCCGAGGCUCCUCCUACAUCUGACGAAAUGACCCAACGAGCUCCUGUUGCUGACGUAACAACGUUUGCCUUGAUUAUGCAACACCAUGCCAACAGCCUGCAAUGGGAACACGUCGAUUACUUGUCCCGACAGCUCAAAGCAGCGAAAGUCAAGCCCAAUGCUACCAUCAUGAAUGUCCUUAUGGAUAAUAAAUGCCGACAAGGUGCCUACAGCGAAGCAUGGAAGAUCUACAAGUCUCUCACUGAGCCGCAAGAAGGAAGCAACGGCGUCUUCCCAGACGGUGCAAGCAUACGUUGUCUUUGGAAAACGCUCCGAUUAGCACUUGGCGACUCUACCGUUCAAAACAAGCUCGAUUUGCCUAGCCCUCGUGAGCUACUAGCAGAGACGGUAAACUGGUGGACGCUCUGUCGCAGUCGCUACGACGCCGAUCGUUUCCGCAUGGGUCUCGCAGGCACAGACAGUGGAGCAAUCACGUCGCUCAUCAUGCACUGCUUUAGUUACAAUCGAGAUCUGGCUGGCUCGUUGGUCGCUCUGCACGUCCUUCGUCAUCGCUUCCACAUCUUUCCCACCGACGAAUCAGCGCAAAUUUUGCAAAGACAGAUGGCCUGGGUAGACUUGGCAGAUGAGUCUGCGGCUGUGCGUGGUCAAUACUUCCACAGCCGUUCCAAUAAGAAAAACACUGACCGUAUAGCGGCGGUCUACGACAUUCUGCUGCAGCGACGAUUGUCAAGAACAGGUUUGAAGGAAGGCGAUUUUGAGAAAUUGACGGACGAACAGAUUGGGGAUAUGGGAUUGAAUUUGUUGAGCGAAUUCAUAAGAGUGGUGCUCAAGAGGUACCACCCACCCGAAGUGGUAGAGAUGAUGAUUGAUGUGACAAGGAGUGUAGUGGGUGUACCUGAUCUGCCCACCGGGGACAUGGAUGCAUUUGAAGUGGCUUGA